This is a messenger RNA of Haemorhous mexicanus (house finch), 2662 nucleotides long. Its product is annotated as zinc finger protein 239-like. The coding region runs from base 186 to 1133 and encodes 315 amino acids. NCBI's taxonomy places the organism in Eukaryota, Metazoa, Chordata, Aves, Passeriformes, Fringillidae. The record is from RefSeq and is a predicted model, not a curated record. The transcript is spliced from 4 exons.
GGCGGCGGCUCCAUCCGCUCCCGGGCGGAGCUUCCCGGAGCGGCCGGGGGAGCCCCGGGCCCCCCGAGCAUCGCCGGCCCGGGGGUCCCUGGGGGUCCCGGGGGGUCCCGGGGGGUCUCUGGGGGUCCCUGGGGGUCCUGAGCCCCCCCCGUGCCCGGCUCGGCAGGAGAGGAGGAGGCGGCACCAUGCAGGAGAGCUACGAGUCCCUGAUCCUGCUGGAUUUCCCCAUCCCCAAGCCCAACAUCGUGUCCCGGCUGGAGCCCGAGGAGGAGCUGGGGGUCCCCGACCCCAACGACUCCAAGGAGUGGGAGAUCCUCAGGGUGGCCCCUGCAGACGACUCCGCCCCCCCCAGCGACCAGGAGGACCCCGAGGACGCCCCCCAGCCCGCCCCUCCCCCCACGCUGGACUCCCUCCUCCUCCUCCCCUCCCUCCCCACCCCCCCCGCGGGGCGUGGCUCCCGCCGUGGGCGUGGCCGGCGCGGCUGUGGGCGGAGCCAGCCGGCCCCGCCCUCCCCCAAGCCCUUCACCUGCCUGGCGUGCGGGAAAGGUUUCACGCGCAGCUCCAACCGCAACGCUCACCUGGCCACGCACCUGGGCCAGCGCCCGCACACCUGCGGCCACUGCGGGCGGGGCUUCGGCCACGCCCCCCAGCUGGCGCGUCACCUGCGGCUGCACCAGGUGAGCCAGCGGCGCUUCGGGUGUGGCCAGUGUGGGCGGAGCUUCGGCCGGAGCGCCAACCUCAGCGCUCACCUGAGGGCGCACCUGGGCGAGCGGCCCUACACCUGCAGCGAGUGUGGGCGGGGCUUCAGCUAUAGCUCCGCCUUCCUCAAGCACCGCCGCGCCCACGGGCUGCAGGACGAGGAGGAGGAGGAGGGGAGGAAGAGGAGGAGGAAGAAGGGCACACCUGGGCUCACCUGUGCGCCCGGGCACACCUGCGGGGCGGGGUUUGCGGAGGGCCACGCCCUGCUGGCGCACCUGCACGGGCACGCUGCGGACACGCCCCUCACCUGUGCCGCGCCUGACGUGUGCGCCACGCCCCUCACCUGUGCCACGCCCUACACCUGCGGGGAUUGUGGGAAGGGCUUCGGGGGAAGCUCCGCCCUCAUCCGGCACCAGCGGCUGCACCUGGGCUAGGAGGGACCGGAACCGGAACCGGAACCGGGAUCAGGAAAAUUCCGGAACCGGGACUAGGACUGGAACCGGAACUGGGAUCAGGAAAAUUCCAGAACCGGAACCGGGAUCAGGAAAAUUCCAGAACCGGAACUAGGACUGGAACUGGAACCGGAACCGAAACCGGGAUCAGAAAAAUUCCAGAACCGGAACUAGGACUGGAACCGGAACUGGGAUCAGGAAAAUUCUGGAACCAGAACUAGGACUGGAACCGGAACCAGGAUCAGGAAAAUUCUGGAACCGGGACCAAGACUGGAACCGGAACUGGGAUCAGGAAAAUUCCGGAACCGGAACCAGGACUGGAACCGGAACCAGGAUCAGGAAAAUUCCAGAACCGGAACCGGAACCAGGAUCAGGAAAAUUCCGGAACUGGAACCGGGACUGGAACUGGAACCGGAACCGGGACCAGAACUGAGACUGGGAAAGAGCCAAAACCAGGACUGGAACUGGAACUAGAACUGGAACCGGAACCGGGACUGGAACUGGAACCACUACUGGAACUGGAACCAGGAUCAGGAAAAUUCUGGAACUGGAACCAGGACUGGAACUGGAACCGGACCAGGACCAGGACAGGGAAAUUCUGGAACUGGAACCAGGACUGGAACUGGAACCGGACCAGGACCGGAACCAGGACUGGGAAGGAGCCAAAACCAGGACUGGAACCGGGACCAGGACAGGGAAAUUCUGGAACCGGAACCAGGAGUGGAACUGGGACCAGAACCAGGACUGGGAAAGAGCCAAAACCAGGACUGGAACCGAACCAGGAUGCUGACUGGAACCGGAACCGGGACUGGAUCUGGGACUGGGACCAGAAAAACUCUGGAACCGGGACCAGGACUGGGACUGGAAAGAACCAGAACCAGGACUGGGACUGGGACCAGAACCGGGACUGGGACUGGGAGCCCUCCGGAACCAGGACACUUCCAGAGCCGGAACUGGGACCAGGAACCUUCCAGAGCCCUCCGGAACCGGGACCAUUCCAGAACUGGGACCCUUCUGGAACUGGGACCAUUCCAGAACUGGAGCCCUAAGGAUCCGGGACCCCCCAGAACCAGAACCGAGACCCCCCAGAGCCGCUGGGGCAGGAGGGGAGAGGACUCACGGGGACCCUCCCGUGCCCAGGGGUCUUUGGGGGGACCCCUGGACCCCGGGAAUCCAUUCCGGACCCCCGAAUCCAUUCCAGACCUUUGGGAAUCCAUUCCGGACCUUUGGGAAUCCAUUCCGGACCCCGAGAAUCCAUUCCGGACCCCAGAAUCCAUUCCGGACCUUUGGGAAUCCAUUCUGGACCCCAGAAUCCAUUCCGGACCCCGAGAAUCCAUUCCGGACCUUUGGGAAUCCAUUCUGGACCCCAGAAUCCAUUCCGGACCCCAGAAUCCAUUCCGGACCCCAGAAUCCAUUCCAGACCUUUGGGAAUCCAUUCCUGACCCCCAAAUCCAUUCCUGAGCCCCAAAAUUUGUUCCUAACCACAGGAAUCCAUUCCGGACCUUUGGAAA